Lottia gigantea (owl limpet) is the source of this 519-nucleotide messenger RNA. RefSeq lists its product as hypothetical. Lineage: Eukaryota; Metazoa; Mollusca; Gastropoda; Lottiidae. The coding region runs from base 1 to 519 and encodes 172 amino acids. The transcript is spliced from 4 exons. The record is from RefSeq and is a predicted model, not a curated record.
AUGAUUGCUACAGAAAUAAACACCGAUUUGAUUUUUUUUAUAUUUUCAUUCUGGUUCCUAGGAGUCCAAGGAGAGCCCGGAACACCAGGAGAAUCGGGAGAAAGAGGACCCCAAGGACCACCAGGAGAAUCAGGAGACAGAGGUCUAAAAGGUGAUAGAGGAGAAGUUGGGUAUGGUGAACCUGGAGACCCUGGACCGAUGGGAGUCCAAGGAGAUCCUGGACCAAUAGGCGAAACGGGAGAAAGAGGUCCAAAAGGUGAAAGGGGAGAAGUUGGGUAUGGUGAACCAGGAGACCCUGGACCGAUGGGAGAUCUCGGACCACCUGGAGAAUCAGGAGAAAGAGGUCCACAAGGCCCACCAGGAGAAUUGGGAGAAAAAGGUCCAAAAGGUGAUGGAGGAGACCCUGGACCGAUGGGAGUCCAAGGAGACCCUGGACCAAAAGGCGAAACGGGAGAAAGAGGUCCAAAAGGUGAAGUUGGCUAUGGUGAACCAGGAGACCCAGGAUCGAUCGGUAAGUAA